UCAUAAACACACUCUCCACUUCUCUUCUUCACUCAUUUCGAAACCAUCAACAAAAUGGUCUCUCCAUUUAACACAAAAUUUAAUAACCUUUAGGGUUUCCAAAUGGAUGAUUUAACUGGUGAUGAUUUCGGUGAUUUAUACUUAGAUGUUGUGAUUCAAGCGAGUUCAGUUAUCAAUUCAUUACCAAACUCCAGUAAUUUAUAUACAGAAUCAGAAUCACAUCAAGGAAAUGAAGGCAGUGAUCAUAAAAAAGUUAAUCAAAGCGAAAAAGAAGAGAACCUGGUGUCGGUGUCCAAGGAAUUAAACGAAGAGAAGUUGGGGGUUUUGGAGGAGGUUGGUGAUGGGAGUGAUAGUGAAGAUGAUCUGAAUAUUGUUUUGAAUGAUGAGGAUUGUAAAGGGUUUGAAGUUGGCAGAGCAAGGAACGGUAAUGGUAAUGGCGGUGGCGGUUUCGAGGAGGAAGAAGGGGAGGGUGGUAAUUUUGUUGGUGCUAAAAAUGGAGUAGAAUGUAGUGCUAGUGGGAAUGGAGUAAGGGGUAUUCAUCACUUGCCUCAUUUGCAUUAUAAGAAUGUAAGACCUUAUGGAUCAUCAUUUCCGAGCAAUAAAAAAGGCAAUGAAUCUGCUGGGGUGGCAUCUCGUUCUUCCAGCUCUGCUAGAGGUAAUUGGGAAGAUAACAGGUGCAAGCAACACAAGGUAAAUUCAGGCCGGGUUGCUAAUUUUCAUGCUACAACCAAUUCAGUACUAUCUCAUGGUGGAUAUGGUUACUCACUUCCAUGGUAUAGGAGUAUACUAGAUGUAAAUAUUGAUGCAUUUGAAGAAAAGCAAUGGAGGUAUCCUGGAGUUGAUAUAUCCAAUUUCUUCAAUUUUGGUUUCAAUGAGGAUAGCUGGAAACAGUACUGCAUGUCAUUGGAGCAAUAUGGGCAACAGUCUUACAUGCAUGGUGCAAUGUCAAUUCUUCAUUCUUCAAAAUCUACCCAGCGAAAAGGCAGAGCAAUUCAGGUUGAAGACAGCACUGGUGAACGUCAACCAACCAUGGAUCUAAGGCGUCCACGUGUUUGGGAUUCUGAUGUUGUUAUAAAGAUCAAUGUGCAGGACUCCAAUGACAAUUCCUCUCAGUCCAGCAUGGAGCAAUCACGCCAUAUAGAUAGCAUUGAACCCGGAGCAUCAAAAAGAAGGGAUUUAAAUGUUGAUGAUAAAAGAGAUGCCUGCUCUUCUGGUAGUGCCAGUAGAGAUGAACCCUCUGCGGAGUCUCUGGAAGGAAAUCUCAGGGGUUUCCAGUCAAUGUCGGUGUCCAAUAAAAUGUCUCCGAAUACUGAUAAUUAUGAAGCCAACCAGAUUUCUAAUGCGGAUGGGUAUCGCCAUCAAAAGGAAAAUGCCCAUUCUUCAGAAGGCAUUGCUGAAAAAAUGGAAACUGUAGACGAGGAAGAGGAAGAAAUUGACAGGAAGGAGUGUAAGUCAGAUCAAUUUCUGAGUGAGCCAGAACUAUCACUGAGUGAUUACAGUUAUUUUAGCCCAAGUCUAUCCUACUCUGACAGUAAUUCUGAAGCAUCCAGAGACAAUAUCUGUCAUCCUCUCAAAGAUUCUCCUGGUCCCUUAAGAAAGCCAUCUUUGGGCACCAAGUUACAGGAAUCUGUUACAUCUAACCAUAAGAGCCCUAAAAGAAAUGGUGUUAUAAGAACAUCAGGUAUCCAAAAUUGUUCAAGUCAUAAAAGACCUGUUUGGGAGGAAAGGAAGGAUCACAAUCGGAGACUCCAUAGAGUUCCUGAAUGGAGGAUCCUUCCUAAUAAUGAUAGCUAUACCUCUCCCACACUUAGGGAUCGCUCAUCCCUUGAUUGUAGCAGACAGAUUGAAAAUCUGCAUGAUUUUGAUUAUCGAAAUGGAGAAGAUUUCUCUUAUAGUCGGCAGAAAGACCCUUCUUGUGGUUACAAUGGUAAAAGGUGCAGGGAUGACCAUGCUCAGGCUGUUUACAAAAAACACUGUCAUAGAAAAUAUAAUCAUAGCUUUAAAGAUGAGAUGAUUCCACAGAACAGAAGGGAUUGGAAUGAGAAGGAAUUUUUCCAUGAACGAAGCUGUAGAAUAGAUGAUCAAGAUACGUGCAAAGAUUUGUAUAGUUCUGGAAGAGGACUCUUUCCGGAGGACGUGAUUCCUCCCACUUAUUGGAGGCCAAGACAUUUGGUUUCCAAGUACAACAAUCACAAAGAGAGAGAAAUUCUAUGGAAAAGGAAGAGUGGAAACAUCCAAUUUCAGAAGAGCACUCACAGUAUGCACUUGCUUGGUCAUGAAAAUGAAGAUGACUUAAUGCAAGAAAAUUGUGGAAGAUCUGUUCCACUGGCCAACCAGAAAAGGUUUUCUUUGAAUGAAAAAUGUGAAAGGCGCAACUUUAUUGGGAGAGAAGGGAAUCCUUCCAGUAGAAGGGUUAAAUAUGGCUGUGAUCCCCGUAUGGAUUUGAAUAGUUCAUGGAACAUGGAAACUGAAGAAGAUUAUUGUGAUCCACUUCAUCAACAUUUUUUCUCCAAGUAUCAGAGGGAAACUUAUGAAUCCAAUGAUGGAAGGUGGCAGGAGAUGUUGCCGUCAAGAAGUGUUAUGUUCAACUCCAGAUUAACUGAAAGAUAUAGGAGACCAAAGAGACGAAUAUGCAUCAGGGAAGGCCAGGAUCGUGGUUGGGAUGGUAGUUUUAACGAUACCAUUGAUGCUGAAGAUGGUAUCAUUUAUCCUGACGAUCAGGUUCAUUUGGAGAGGAGAAAAUAUAGCAGGAGAUCUAGAGUACUUAAGUGGAAACAGGAUAAAUCUAUUUUAAGGCAUCAUGUUGGUGAUUUUUAUGUUGAAAGGAAACCAUGUUUCUAUGGAGUAACUUCAACACAUGAAAAAAUUCAUGCUAAACAUAGAUCUGCCACUGGUGGGGUGGUGGUUAAUGGUAUGGAUUUUAGCCGGCAUAGCUACAAAAUGAUCAGAGAAGGAAGUAAUGCUAGGUGUGUCAAUAGAAAUCCUGGUAGGAUGUAUAGAAGGGGGCAUGAGAAGAUGGUCAGGAGGUGCUGUGAUCCAGUUGACUUGAAUGUUGGAGAAGUAAAGAAAAGUAUGUUUAAAAGGAUGGAUCUGAAGUUUGCCAAGGAGCCAAUGUGUUCGAAGGAUUUCAAUGAAUCCCAGACAGGAAUCCAAACUGAUGUUCUUGAAACUGGAGGUGAUGAUAAAGAGAAAUGGAUCGGUAAAUCUCAAGUUACUGAGCAAAAUGAAAAAUUGAACAUUGAAGACGGCCAGAUAAUGGCAGAAGAAUCAAGCAUGGAAAGCAAGUUGGCAAAAAAAUGUGCUUUUAAAAGUGUGGUUCCAACUUGCAAUGCGAAGAAUAGAAAUUUUCUCUGUGAAAAUGCUUCCAAUAGAAACAAGAAUGAUGGGGCAGUUGACAGUAAACGGAUACUGGACACGAUAGCAAAGAUGGAAAAACGUAGGGAGCGCUUUAAGGAUCCAAUUGCACAGAAAAAGGAACUGGACAAGACUUCCAAACCCCAAGUUGAAGUGAUAAUCGAUACAGUUCCAGCUAACCAAGAUAGGCCAGCCAGAAAAAGACGAUGGGGUGGAACUUAGGCGUUCGCAGGUACAUUGCAUUUAUCCUUUCUUAAUCAUCCAUUCUGGGGCUCCAGGUUUACCUCAGACUGUCUAUUGAUGGAUAGAAGCAGGCAAGUUAUCAUGGAAAUUACUACUCGAUGACUGACAAAUUAUGUGGAGGUCCGGUGGAAAUAUUUCAUUUUUCUUGAUUUAAUAAAUGCCAUGCAUUAUUUAAUUGUGCUGAUACACGUCUAUGAUGCUCAUCAUAGUGUUAAUUUCAUAUUUAAUUGAUGGCUACGACAAGUCUCGGUUGUAUGAUAUUCAGAGCUUGAUCAUUAUUUUCUUUCAAGUUAAUAUUUAUUGAUUAGGAUAAA
Molecule: messenger RNA, 3911 nt
Organism: Populus nigra (black poplar)
Lineage: Eukaryota; Viridiplantae; Streptophyta; Magnoliopsida; Malpighiales; Salicaceae
Product: FIP1[III]-like protein
Exons: 8
Coding region: 103-3576 (1157 amino acids)
Biological process (GO): mRNA processing
Source: RefSeq, a predicted model, not a curated record